UUUGUAGUGUGAAAACAAGAAAAUUCUGAAGCCAGUGGCUAUUGAAUCUUUCCUAUUUAAGACUGAAUUUUGCAAUAAGACGAAUAACUUGAUCAAAUCAUGGCUACCGCCGGAGAAUCAUCAGCUCGUUCUCUGGAAAAGACACCGACGUGGGCUCUUGCCGUGGUUUUCUUUGUCAUCGUAUUCAUUUGCAUAAUCAUAGAACACUCUAUCCAUCUUCUUACCCACUGGCUUAAGAAACGUCGGAAAAAUGCGUUGAUCGAUGCAGUGGACAAGCUCAAAUCAGAAUUGAUGCUUCUGGGCUUCAUGUCACUUCUAUUGGCGGUGACUCAAAGCUUUAUAUCUAAUAUCUGCAUACCCACCAAGGUUGCUGACAUUAUGCUUCCAUGUCUUAAAGCCGUCGAAUCCGAAUCUCUUGAUGUAAAAAGUUUUGAGCACUAUGGAAAUAAAAAUAUUAAUCGAAACUUAUUAUCCAUGGAUGGUUUGUAUGAAUAUAUGGUAUGGCAAGCAAAUAGGCGACGACUAGAUGAUGACACUGAGGUUGAAGAUGAUGCUGCUGGUGCAGUUUCUGAUUCUUGCACUUCCAAAGGAAAGGUUUCUUUAAUAUCCACAGAUGGGAUCCUUCAGCUACGCAUAUUUAUUUGUGCGCUAGUAGUUAUGCAGAUUGUGUAUAGCGUCCUCACCAUGGCUUUGGGCAGGGCCAAGAUGAGGCGCUGGAAAACUUGGGAAAAAGAAACUCGAACAACAGAGUACCUGGCUGCAAAUGAUCCUGACCGAUUCAGAUUGACGAGACAAACAACAUUCGGUAGACGGCACGUAACUUCCUGUACAGAAACAUCAACUCAGCUCUGGAUUAAAUGUUUUUUCAGGCAGUUCUUUCGUUCAGUUGCAAAAGUUGAUUAUCUAACCUUGAGACAUAGUUUCAUUUCGGCUCACAUGUCAUCAGCUAGGUAUAACCAUUACUUCAAUUUUCAAAAAUACAUACAGCGAUCCUUAGAGGAGGAUUUCAAGGUCGUGGUUGGAAUCAGUCCUCUAAUGUGGUUUGUUGUCGUCAUUUUCUUGCUUCUAGAUGUUCACGGUUGGCAAAAGAUUUUUGCGGCGACAACCUAUGUUCCACUCUUGAUAGUGCUACUUGUGGGAACCAAACUUGAAACAAUUGUGGCGAAAAUGGCUCUUCGUAUCAAUGAAAGAACCGAUGUGAUCAAGGGGACUCCCCUGGUUGAACCUAGUGAUAAACUCUUCUGGUUCGGACGCCCGCGAUUUGUUUUGAUUCUUCUUCACUUUACUCUAUUUCUGAAUGCAUUUGAGCUUGCCUUCUUCAUUUGGGUUUCGACACAAUUUGGUGUAGACUCUUGCUUCCAUGAGCAUACUGCUAUCACUGUAACAGGGGUGGUAUUAGCCAUAAUCGCUCAAGUCCUGUGCAGCUAUAUCACUCUUCCUCUAUAUGCACUGGUGACACAGAUGGGUUCACAAUUCAGGAGUAGAGUACUAGAAGAACAAACGGCUAAGAUCAUAAAGCAAUGGCAUACCGAAGUGAGGGAGAGAAAGAAGAAAGAGGAGGAAUAUGGUUUACAUUCUCCUCCUCGAAUUUCUUUGUCUAAAGAGUGGAGCUCCAAGAUGGGUAGUCCCAUUAAUGAAUUCUCUUCUCUGAUCCAAAGACUCGUGUCAAUGCCUAAAGAAAGCAAUAAUAAUAAUCAGUUGGCUAACAAAGGAAAACUCGUACUCGUAGAUGAGGCAAGCUCAUCAAGGAGUCCAUCCCCAGUGGUGAAGCGAGAAAUGCUGAUGCUAAGACGACACUAGUCAAAAUGUUUAACCAUUGAAAGAGUCAUAACAUAACGAGUCCAAUGUUUUCUAUUCUAUGCUAAACCUGCGAAAGGGACAUGAAGAUAGAUGAUGAAGAAGAAAAUAAUUAAGUUGUGUAGAUGUUAGUAUCCUUUUGUAUAAAUAUAAUUGUUAGACUCUGAUGGGAUUAAGGUUCUUAAAUUAUUUAUAGAUGUUCAAGUGGAGGGUUCAGGACUUAUAUUUUCUUGGAUUAAUUAUCUCUGU
Messenger RNA from Pistacia vera, 2046 nucleotides. Its product is annotated as MLO-like protein 3. The coding region runs from base 100 to 1800 and encodes 566 amino acids. NCBI's taxonomy places the organism in Eukaryota, Viridiplantae, Streptophyta, Magnoliopsida, Sapindales, Anacardiaceae. Gene Ontology annotation, biological process: defense response. Gene Ontology annotation, cellular component: membrane. The transcript is spliced from 15 exons. The record is from RefSeq and is a predicted model, not a curated record.